Molecule: messenger RNA, 265 nt
Organism: Hibiscus syriacus
Lineage: Eukaryota; Viridiplantae; Streptophyta; Magnoliopsida; Malvales; Malvaceae
Product: protein SENESCENCE-ASSOCIATED GENE 21, mitochondrial-like
Exons: 2
Coding region: 14-265 (83 amino acids)
Source: RefSeq, a predicted model, not a curated record
UCUAAACCAGACAAUGGCUCAGCUUUUCAUCAAGAAUUUCCAACUAUUCAGACGAUCCUACGCGGUUGCGACGGAGAACAUGAAGAAGCAAGCGGUGGCGUCGGUUAUGAGAAAGACGACAGAUGUUUUUCCGGCAGAUGAUGGGGGGAAGGGGAUGUUUUGGAUGAGAGAUCCGAAGACCGGGAAUUGGAUUCCGGAGAAUCACCUGGGCGACAUUGAUGUUGCAGAGCUGAGGGAGAAGCUUCUUCCCAAGAAUCACAAAUAA